Messenger RNA from Micromonas commoda, 714 nucleotides. RefSeq lists its product with no specific name. The record is from RefSeq and is a predicted model, not a curated record. Bases 36 to 620 code for a protein of 194 amino acids. NCBI's taxonomy places the organism in Eukaryota, Viridiplantae, Chlorophyta, Mamiellophyceae, Mamiellales, Mamiellaceae. The transcript has 2 exons.
CCUCCCCGUCUCCCGUUACGCGCCCGUCCAAGAACAUGCCCCAACUCGCCAGAUACCUCCAGAUCAACACCGCGCGCGACGCCACGCCGACCAAGUACGACUACGCCCUCGUGCUGAACGGCGAAGACAUCGAGACCACGCCCCUGUACGGCGAGGUGCAGCCGAAGAAGAACGUAACGCUGUUUGGCACCCACAACGAGAAGGACUUCGGCGUCGUCGGGAACCCACCCGCGACCCGCACGUUCGAGGUCAUCCCCGGCUCCCACCACGUCCUGGAGGCGUCCAACCGCAAGCUCGAGAACGUCAAAGCCGUCCUCGUCGUCAACGCCAUCUGCACAGCUGUGCCGGAACCCAAUUUUUACGCGCAGGUGGAAAACGCCGGUAAAGAGAUCGGCCCCAUGUUCGCGCAACACGACGGCCUCAUCGUCAAGCACUUCCUAUGCAGCGCGUGGGGCGACAAGGACAUCGGCGGCGGCCUGUACUUCUUCGAGACGAAGGAGCAGGCGGAGGCGUAUCUCGCUUCCGAAUUUUGGGACGCGAUCCUGGUCGACACCGAGUGGGACAAGGACAGCAUCACGUACGAGUUGUACAGCGUGAACGGGUACGCGAUGGCGGCUUGAGUCGGAAGCGACGACGGACCUCACGGCCGACCGACUUCACGGCCGUUUACCGCGUGAAAGUCUUCGAACCUUGUAACACUCACUGUUGAUACCA